Messenger RNA from Theileria annulata, 1464 nucleotides. RefSeq names its product cysteine protease, putative. The transcript is spliced from 2 exons. The record is from RefSeq and is a predicted model, not a curated record. Gene Ontology annotation, molecular function: cysteine-type endopeptidase activity. Gene Ontology annotation, cellular component: lysosome. Lineage: Eukaryota; Apicomplexa; Aconoidasida; Piroplasmida; Theileriidae. Bases 1 to 1464 code for a protein of 487 amino acids.
AUGGAAUUCGGAUAUAAUAGUAUAUUUGUAAAAAAAUACUCACAUGGGAACUCAUUCGCUCUGGAAAAUGACCUCAAAAAUAAAAAGUUCAAAUUGAGAUUUAAUAGCUACAGCGUAAUAUUCUUUUGCGUUGUACUUCUUUUUUCUUUUCUAGUUUGUUUGCUUGUUGUAUUUAGUCCAAAUCCCGAACCGAGGAAUUUUAAAAAUAAUGAAUACGUGAAACCAAUUUACAACGCUCCUAAGUACCAUGAGGACAAAUAUCUAGGAUGUGUCAAGGAUAUAAACAACAAAUGCGUGAAUUACGAUGAGUUGAAACUAAAAUACCUGAAUACACUUGAAGAAAAACUAAAACUGAGGGGAAUUCAUUUGACAGAAGUUGAUACAUUUGAUUGCAAUUCACCUGAAAACGGAACCUGCAAAUCCAAUACUAAGAUACAAGGACCUCUUUCUAAAAAGGAAUUGGAGGCCAUAGUUAUGGCUUUAUUGGAUAAAAGUAUAGAAUUGGACGACAAGUUUGAAACAGAUACAAUAAUUGAAUUCAAAAGUUUUCUUAAAAGAUACCUAAAAACAUAUAAAGAUUUAAACGAGUAUAAGGCCAGAUAUUUGAAUUUCAGGGUUAAUCGGAUCUUCAUAGAAACUCACAACUCAAAUCUCAAUAAACUCUAUACCAUGGGAUACACAACAGCAGCAGAUAACUCAGAUCAAGAAUUGGGAAGAGCUGUCAAUAGCAGUAUAAAAUACAAGCCUACUGAUGAGGAAUUAUACAGCCGUGCUGCCUUAGAGAUGUCAGGACCUAAGAAAUAUAAGGGUGUGCUAUUUGACUGGAGGGAAAAGGGGGUAAUUUUGCCCGUUCAUGACCAAAAAGAGUGUGGUUCAUGCUGGGCAUUCUCUAUGGCAGACUUGGUAUCUGCAAUGAUGGCGAUUAAUGGCAACAAACUGCAAAAUUACAGCAAACAACAGUUAAUGGACUGCAUAGAACCAAUGUAUACCUGUAAUGAAGGGGGCCGUCCUUCUUCAGUUAUAUCUUAUUUGAAAAACUACCGAUACUGUACAGAAGAAGAAUACCCGUAUAAAAUGGGAGACUACCGCUGUAUUCAACCAAACACUUGCAAAAAUAAAAUUAAUAUAUCCAAAGUUCAUUCCCUCCACGAUAAAAUAGUCGAAGAUUAUCUGGAAAAAACUGGCCCAUUCCAGGUUUCAAUACAUGUAUCAAAAGAAAUGUCCUUUUAUAAAGAAGGCAUAUUUGACGGCGAAUGUUCACAACGUGAGAAUCAUUCUGUUGUUGUAGUAGGACAUGGGUAUGAUCCUGAUCUUAAGGUUUAUUAUUGGAUAGUAAAGAACUCUUGGGGAGAAGACUGGGGAGAAAAUGGUUAUAUGAGGUUGCUUAACGCAAAUUAUAAACAGAAUGGAAUAACUUCAUACUAUUGUAAACUGGAUAGAAGGUCUAUUGGUUUUUCCAUAUAA